AUGGUGUUACCUAAUGACUCAAACGGCAACACUCCAAGCAAAAACGACGCCUAUAUCAACACCAACACCUGUAGUGAUGAUCAGCAUGCCUCGCAGCCAUGCAUGCAGCUGGUGCGUGAACAAGACCAAUACAUGCCCAUAGCCAACGUGAUUCGUAUCAUGCGCCGCAUUCUACCGUCCCACGCAAAGAUCUCUGACGACGCCAAGGAGACAAUCCAAGAGUGCGUGUCGGAGUACAUCAGCUUCAUUACCGGGGAGGCCAACGAGCGGUGCCAGCGGGAGCAGCGGAAGACUGUCACCGCAGAGGACGUGCUUUGGGCGAUGAGCAAGCUGGGUUUCGACGACUACAUCGAGCCGCUCACUGUGUACCUCAACCGCUACCGUGAGGCGGAGAAUGAGCGCAACACUUCGCGUGGGGAUCAGCUGCUUUUUCUUAAGCGUGGGAUGGAUAUCAAUCAUGGCCCUAUUGGGAUGCCGCCGCCUUAUGGGUCUGGGUACCCUAUGGGCCAUUUCUCCGGGAUGCUUGAUGCUGCUGCCUCAAUGGGCGGCGGGUACUAUAGGGAUUUGCCUGGCGCCGGAGCCUCCUCCGCUGCCCAGAAUGCUUUGGCUGGCUUUGAUCCUUUUGUUCAGUUCAAAUGACCAGGACUAAUCCUGGGUAGCAAUUAAUCAGCUAUAAGGACUUAUUGUU
Alnus glutinosa is the source of this 688-nucleotide messenger RNA. RefSeq names its product nuclear transcription factor Y subunit B-9-like. Gene Ontology annotation, molecular function: protein heterodimerization activity; DNA-binding transcription activator activity, RNA polymerase II-specific; RNA polymerase II cis-regulatory region sequence-specific DNA binding. NCBI's taxonomy places the organism in Eukaryota, Viridiplantae, Streptophyta, Magnoliopsida, Fagales, Betulaceae. Gene Ontology annotation, biological process: regulation of transcription by RNA polymerase II. The record is from RefSeq and is a predicted model, not a curated record. Gene Ontology annotation, cellular component: nucleus; CCAAT-binding factor complex. The transcript has a single exon. The coding region runs from base 1 to 639 and encodes 212 amino acids.